AUGUGGGUUGAUGGGCACGAGUCCUUGACCGCAGAUGAUAUGCCAGAUUUACUCUGUGGACCUGUAUUUUUGAACCUUCCCACAGACAUGAUAGAGAAUUCGAGAGGGCUACUACUCUCCAAGAGGCUGAAGGAUCAUAUAGACUAUAGAGGGUUCUAUAAGUUAGUAGAGGACAUCUUGUCCGUCAAGGAAAACGAAGAGCGUGAGAGGUAA
Messenger RNA from Macrosiphum euphorbiae (potato aphid), 213 nucleotides. The record is from the annotation of a GenBank genome assembly. NCBI's taxonomy places the organism in Eukaryota, Metazoa, Arthropoda, Insecta, Hemiptera, Aphididae.